AUGACGUCACUUUCUCUCCUUAUGAUCCUCAUGCUCUUUCAAUCCGUAAAUUCAGUUCAUUUACCCAUUGAUUGUGCCAAUAUUCCGCCUUCUUUCUACUGCAAAAACGAAGAACUUGCGAAGCAUUGCGAUGUGCACAACUUGUGCGAAAAGAUUGAGGAGAAAGCGUUUGGAAAGAAGAUCCACAUGACAUUGCUAUACGAGACCUUGUGUCCAGAUAGUCAGCGGUUCUUCCCGAAGCUCGUGGAGUUUAUUGAAGAGUACGGGCAGUUCGUGGACCUGGAAAUGGUUCCUCUGGGCAAUGCGCAAUAUGCAGUAAGUAUACAAAGAUAUGUUUGUCACCUCUGUCGGAGGAAAAGAUACAUACACUGCUCCACGAAAUGAUAGACGCACCCUGUUUUUAGUGAUUAUCUUCCUUGUACUAAAUGAUAUCGAAUAAUGUUCAACAGAUGAAAUGUGGCAAAUUAAACGAGAAUUCAUGUCCCGUAGCGAUUUUGGAACAAAAUUUUGCCUUGACUGAGAUAUGACAUUUUUAGACUUUUUUGGGGUCCACAAAAUGAUAGACGCAAUUAAGUAAUUUUUUGUUUAUUUAAAAGAAUUUUGAGUUAACCUGCUCUUAUUACACUUCCUCGUGUUCUCUGUAGUAUUAGAAAGGUAAUUACAUUUAUAUCCGCCGUACUUCAUCGACGCAGCGGCCUUAUGAGCCAUUUCCGACCUUGUACAUGAGGUAAAUAUUCGGUUUGAAAAAAACUGUAGGUGAUUCUGUUUUCUUGGGCGAAAAACUAGCUAAUACUAUCACAUUAUACGUGUAGAUCUCACUGAUGAAAAAAAACGGCUUGCUCAAGGAUCCCGAGCAUUUUCUUGGCAUAUCAUCUUCAACAACUAGCUACCUUAAUACUUUUAGACCCCCGAAAUACCAAGGCGAUCAAAGAGAAUGACAAAAUUUAAUUUGCAAAUUCAAACUGAGCAUGCCUGAAAACGUAAUGUUUUAAUCAUCAGCCGUUACAGAAUACCUUUAGUCGGUAACGUCGUUCGACAAAAAAAAGUUCACAAAAAUAGGCUUGUUUUUACACGUUUAUCUUUAAUCAAUCAUCUGUCAAUCAUCAUGACAUUUAAGCAGGCAAUAAGUUGCGGUUUUAGGUUUGUUAACAUGCUGAGUUUGAUUUUCUGAGCAAAAAAUUGACAUCGAUAGUAAUCUUCUGUACUUUUAGAGCCUUUGAAGGUUACUGUAGAAGGUAUACGGUAACUUAAUGGUCGAUUAAAUGACUUCAAGCGAAUCGGUAUUGGUUUAUUUUAUGUCUUAUAUUUGCAACUUGUAAUCUAUGAUGGUUUAAGAUGGUUUUUUGGCGAAAGCAAAAUCGUUAAUCAAAUUUUUUUUCAAACGAAUUUUUACCCCAUGUACAAGGUCGGAAAUGGCUCAUAAGGCCACUGCGUCGAUGAAGUACAGCGGAUAUAAAUGUAAUUACCUUUCUAAUACGACAGAGAACACGAGGAAGUGUAAUAAGAGCAGGUUAACUCAAAAUUCUUUUAAAUAAACAAAAAAUUACUUAAUUGCGUCUAUCAUUUUGUGGACCCCAAAAAAGUCUAAAAAUGUCAUAUCUCAGUCAAGGCAAAAUUUUGUUCCAAAAUCGCUACGGGACAUGAAUUCUCGUUUAAUUUGCCACAUUUCAUCUGUUGAACAUAAUUCGAUAUCAUUUAGUACAAGGAAGAUAAUCGCUAAAAACAGGGUGCGUCUAUCAUUUCGUGGAGCAGUGUAUGUAUUAUCGGUCUGUCGAGAAAAUAAUAAGCACUAUGCUGCAUCAAAAAUCAUAUCGCCGCCGAGGAAAUGAAUCGUGUCGCGGCAAAAUCAAAUUGUUUUUCACUUCAGCGACGCAAUUGGCGCAACGACAUUGUGCUCAUUAUUUUCCCGACAGACUGAUAUUUCCACAAAGUGCAUGGACAUUUUUUCUCGUUCGCACAGUGCAUUUCGAACUUUUUCUCACGGUUGUCGCCAACGCACAGUGCAAACUGCAAAAACGUUGUUUGCACUGUGCAAACUCUUCAGCAUAACCACGACGACGCUGUUGAAAAAAGUUUACGCCGCGGCGAUAUUUCCGAUGCACGGUGCAAAAUGGGGUUUUUUUUGCAUGGUGCGAACCAACCGUGACAAAAAUGCAUGCGCUUUUCCAUGCACUUUAUGAAAAUAUCAGUUUGUCGGGAAAAUAAUGAGCACAAUGUCGCUGCACUGAUCGCGUCGCUUAAAUGAAAAGCGAUUUGAUUUUGCCCCGAUACAAUUCAUUUUCUCGGCGGCGAUUUGCCAUGCGACAGAGCUCAUUAUUUUCCCGACAAUCUGAGAAAUUCUUAUACUCUCUUCUCCGUGUUUCAGCAAAACGGAACCCUUCUCUGUCAGCACGGUCCGGACGAAUGCCUUGGCAAUAAAUAUCACGCCUGUGCGCUGCAAGUGAUCCCCAAUCCAUUGCCGUAUCUCAAUUGCACAAUGCUAUAUUGGCUUUACAAGAUCCCAUUGAUGGACUCGCUGCAAAUCUGCGAACCAUACAUUACUCAACGGGAGCUUAUAGAAAUGAGGUGGGUUUUGUUACGCAAAAUAAAAAUCCAUGAAAUGUAUAUAUUUCAUUGGAAUAUAUUUCAAUGAAAUGGAAUAUAUUUCAGAAAAUGCGUCUACGAUGGCACAGCCGAUCGUAUUCAGCAGAUCAACUUCAACCGAACAAAAAGCGGAUGGCCGGAGCGUCAUCAAGGCGUCCCUUGGAUGUUCUUCAACGGCGUCAGCAUGAGAGCGGCGCAGUUCCAUAUGAGAGACUUGAGUGCCGCCAUCUGCGAUUGGUAUCAAGGAAAUGAAGCGGCGCCGAAGAGAUGCGACAAAUUGUCGUAG
Messenger RNA from Bursaphelenchus xylophilus (pine wood nematode), 2869 nucleotides. Lineage: Eukaryota; Metazoa; Nematoda; Chromadorea; Rhabditida; Aphelenchoididae. The record is from the annotation of a GenBank genome assembly.